AUGGACAGUAACAGCAUAUUAAGACUUUUAAUUGAGGAUGAUGAGUUGGAUUUGUUAUUUGAUGAGAAUCAGUACAUGUGUGCUCUUUUGGAGGAGAUGGGUGGAGCAACAGAAGCUGGUGCUGAUAGGCAAUUAGUCAGGACAAACCGAGGUGAAGGUUGGCGACGUGUGCAACGUUUUAUGAACGGGUCUGAGGUACAAUGCUAUGAGAUUCUACGCAUGAACCAGGAAACAUUUAAGAGUUUGUGUAAGGUGCUAUCAGAAAAGUAUGGGUUAAAGGAGACUCACAAUGUUUACGUUGAGGAGAGUGUUGCAAUGUUCUUAGAGACGGUCGGACAAGACGCAACUGUACGGGCUAUAUCAGAGCAUUAUCAGCAUUCAAUUGACACUGUGAAAAAGAAGUUAGAACAGGUAUUAAGUUCUCUCUUGAAGCUUGCAUCAGACAUUGUGAAACCGACUAGGAAUGAGUUUGCAACUGCUAGUCCUUUUCUAGAAGGUAAACCACAGUAUUGGCCUUACUUUAAGAACUGCAUAGGUGCUUUAGAUGGAACUCAUAUUGCUGUCCGUCCACCAUCUGGGAAUAGUGAGCCAUUUAGAGGUAGAAAAGGUGAACCAACCAUGAAUGUGCUGGCUAUUUGUAAUUUUGACAUGAGGUUCAUCUACGCUUAUGUUGGAGUUCCCGGGAGAGCACAUGACACGAAGGUGCUAACAUACUGUGCUACUGAAGAAGCUUCUUUUCCUCACCCACCAGCUGGAAAAUACUACUUGGUCGACUCAGGUUACCCAACCAGAACUGGUUACUUAGGUCCUCAUCGCAAGACUAGAUACCAUAUAGAUCAGUUCAACAGAGGAGGUCCACCAUCAAACACUAGGGAAUUGUUCAACCGCAAGCACUCCGGUUUAAGAUCAAUGAUUGAGAGGACUUUUGGUGUUUGGAAAGCCAAGUGGAGAGUUUUAGACAGAAAGCAUCCCAAGUAUGAGUUGAAGAAAUGGAUAAAGAUUGUGACAGCAACCAUGGCCCUCCACAACUUUAUUCGAGAUUCACAGCAUGGAGAUACUGAUUUUUCUUAUUGGGAAGGAGUGGAAUCAUAUGAACAGCAUGGUGAUGAUCAAGAAGAGCAUGUUGGAUACAUUCCGCAGGGUGAUAGACUGAUGGAGAGUGUGCGUCACUGUAUUACUAUGGAGAUGGCAAGAGGAACUAGACUUUCAUACUAG
This is a messenger RNA of Brassica oleracea var. oleracea, 1215 nucleotides long. RefSeq lists its product as uncharacterized. Bases 1 to 1215 code for a protein of 404 amino acids. The record is from RefSeq and is a predicted model, not a curated record. The transcript is spliced from 3 exons. Lineage: Eukaryota; Viridiplantae; Streptophyta; Magnoliopsida; Brassicales; Brassicaceae.